AUGGAACUUCAAUUGCAGAGCCACGUGAUGAAUGCAAAAUGUUGUGUUCGAGUUGAACGAAACAAAUUAUUUAAUAAUGCAUCAAAGAAAUUGGUUCUGAGCUUCCAUUUAAUCGAGAGGAAAGCAAUUUACUGUCAUUUUCAUGACUUGAAAGCAUUUCAUAAAAUAUUUACACAAAGGGCACAAAAUACAUGA
This is a messenger RNA of Clunio marinus, 195 nucleotides long. The record is from the annotation of a GenBank genome assembly. NCBI's taxonomy places the organism in Eukaryota, Metazoa, Arthropoda, Insecta, Diptera, Chironomidae.